Molecule: messenger RNA, 1149 nt
Organism: Naegleria gruberi
Lineage: Eukaryota; Heterolobosea; Eutetramitea; Acrasida; Naegleriidae
Product: 3-beta hydroxysteroid dehydrogenase/isomerase family protein
Exons: 1
Coding region: 1-1149 (382 amino acids)
Molecular function (GO): oxidoreductase activity, acting on the CH-OH group of donors, NAD or NADP as acceptor
Source: RefSeq, a predicted model, not a curated record
AUGAAAGUCUGUGUCACUGGUGCAACUGGCUUUAUUGCAAGUCAUUUAAUUUAUCAACUCUUAUUAAAAGGUCAUCAAGUGAAUGUAACAGUUAGAAAUUAUCAAAAGAGUUUUACAGAAUUAUUCACUUCAUUAUUAGAUUAUGAUAAAAGAUUUGGUUUUAAUCAAUUGAGUGCAGAACAAUUAAAACACAAUUUAAUUGGUUUUCAAGCUGAUUUAACAAUAGAAGGUAGUUUUGAUAAGGCAGUUGAAGGAUGUCAAAUUGUAUUUCAUCCAGCUUCACCUUAUAUUUGGACAGUUGAAGAUCCACAACGUGAUUUAGUUGAUCCAGCAGUGAAUGGAACACUCACUUUAUUGAAGAGUUGUUUCAAGGAGAGAAGUAAACAAUCUGAUAAUGAUCCAAAUAGAUUGAGACGUAUCAUUAUGACCUCUUCAAUUGCUGCUCUAUGUGAUACUCCUAAAAAGGAUAAAGUUUAUGAUGAAAGAGAUUGGAAUGAUGAAUCUGCACUCAAUAAGAAUCCAUACUAUUAUUCUAAAUUAUGUGCUGAGAGAGAGGCAUGGAAAUUUAUGAAUGAAAUUGAACUUAAAUAUGGAGCUGACUUUUUAGAAUUUCUAACCAUUCUACCAAGUGCAACUAUUGGAAGACCAAUAUUUCCAAAUCAAGUCAAUCAAUCUUAUGAUAUGAUUACCAAGUUGACUAAUGGUGAUUUUCCAGCUAUUUUCAUGAUGACAUUUGUUUUUGUUUCAGUUAAGGAUAUUGCACUAGCUCAUAUAUUAGCAAUGGAACAUUCAGAUUGUUUUUCUCCAUCUAAAGGUGAAAGAUUUAUUGUCUGUGGUGAUUGUACUUCAACAAUGAAAGAUACAUGUGAAAUAUUGAAAGAACAAUUCACAGAUAUUGGUAAAUAUCCAUGGAUUAAGAAUAUUCCAUCACUUUCAUUGGAAGGUUCAGUUGGUAAUACAUUGGCUAGAUUUGCAGGUUUAUUUCAACCUAAAGGUGUUAGACAAUUACUUUCCAGUAAUAUUGGAAGAAAGACCAUGUUAAGUAAUCACAAGGUAAAACAAAGAUUCAGUAUGAAAUUCAUUGAUAGAGUUGAACCUAUUAGAGAGAGUGUUGAACAUUUACUUUCUUUAAAUUUAAUUAAACAAUAA